CUCAUCUCAUAUUUAUCUCUGAUACUCAUACUUAAUUAUUUGUAGCUGAAUGGUAAACUAGAUAUAACUCAGUAAUCUUAAGUUGUAGAGUCAUAGUAAGUACGUAUAUAGUUACAAAAAAAUCCGUUAAGACGGCACUGAAGCUCAUUAAUCUAAUUUUAUCACGUGUAGGUUGAGUAGAUAACAGCUAUCAGUAUUUAGUACGUAAUAAUUUUUGUUUAUAAAAUGCAAUUAUCCUUUAAAAUUUAAUUUAGUUGAACUUUGUUUUUACCUUUAAGUAUAAACACGACGAUUCCUGAAUAUAAGGUAAACUAAUUUAAUAUUCAUUAAGCCAAUAAUUUAGUAAUACUUUAAAGUUAUAUACAAAAUGGAACAGUUUUUUGCAUAUCAAAAAGAUAGUCGAACACCAUGUAAAUAUGGUAGAAAAUGCUUUCAAAAAAGUAAAGAACAUCUAGAUAAAUACAAACAUCCGCCAACUAAAGUAAGAUAUGAGAUAAAUUAAUAUUUUUAUUAUAUUUUAAAAUAUGUUAUGUGGUUAUAGGAUGAUAUUAAAAUAGAUACUAAGAAAACAACUAGAAAAAGGGAUUCCAAAGGAAAAGUAAAAUUUAAUAAUGGUGAAUCAUCCAGUGUUAAUCACAGAAAUGAUUCACAUAUUGAAAAUCAAGGUAGUCAUGGUAUGUAAUAGUUGUAUGCACUAUAAUAUGUAACUGGCAAUCCGGUUAUACUUUUGUUGACGAAAAGUGUUCUAAUUUAAUGAAUAUCUCCUUUACUCCAUUCAAAAUCUAAAGUACUAAAUUAUUCAUACAAUAAACUAUGAAUAAAUAUAUAAUAAAUAUUAAUUUUGGUUCUUCUUUUCUUUUGCCUUCAUCCCAACCAAUUGUGAUUGGCCACUCUCGUUCUAAACUUUCACUUGAUCAGAUCCCGCACCUCGCACACACUAGCUGUCCUCUUAUUCUCAACCGUAUCCAACCCUUUUUCUCCAUAGCUUUCUUUUUAUGUUUAUUUUCAUUACAAUUUUUAUUGUUUCAGAUUCCUCUCUCUCUGUGACAUCUCCAAACCAUCUCACUCUAUUUUCUCUCAUUUUGUCUUAUCAAAGUCAUACCUAAGCCACCUCUUAUGUACUUGCUCCUUAUCCUAUUUUCUUUCGUCAUUUCUUUCAUCCUAAGUAUUCUUAUUUCUGCUACACUUAUUCUCUGUUCUAUGUUUCUGUUUAACGCCCAACACUAUGAACCAUACAACAUAGUCUUGCUUCAUUUUUGUAGAACUUAACUUUAAGUCUUAUUGGAAAUCCCUUGUUACAUAAUUUCCUGACAGUUUUUCCCACUUUAUUCAACCACAUAAGAUUUUACAACUUCAUGAAAGCCACCGUUCUUUUGAAGAAAAGAUCCUAGGUACUUAAAACUCUCAACCUUGCUUAUAAUCGCUUAUUUUCGUUAGCUGUCUUGUCCUGUUCUUCCAAACUCAUACUUAGUUCACUUCUACUUAUUCUUAGUCCCUUUCCUUCUACUUACCAUUCUUUAAACCUAUUGUUAACUUAUACCAUAUUUUCUCUUAUUAAAGCUAUAUCAUAUACCAUGGUAACUCCUCUACAUUUUGUUCUUGCGCACAUUCAAGAUGGAACAAUCAGCCAAAGUCUUGUUUAGAACACCUCAGACUGUUUGAAAGAAUUUUUCAUAGAUUAUCAACCUGGCACAAUCACAUUUAUCGCCUCAUACGACAGAUAAUAGUACCACGGGAGUAUUCUAAUCCUCUCCCAUAGGGGAAAUAUAAAAAAAAAUUAAUUCCUAAAAAUCAUACAUUUUACAAUUUUAUCUAUUCAUGUUGUAUUCAAUAACUUGAUAAUAUUUUUCCUGCAACAUAACAAUAAUAUAUUUGGUAGAAACAACUUGUAUUCAGUAAUAGUUCAAGUUUAACUUUUUUUUACAUGAUAACUCGGGAAAUAUACGCGGUUAAUAUUGUAGUAAACUCCAAUAGUUGAUGCCUUGACAAUGAAUUUAAAAAUAGGUUUAAACAAUAGUAUUACUUGUUAUUACUAUACAAUUCUUUUGAAUACUCAAGUAUGUGCAAUGUGUAGGUAUAUUAUAUUAUAUAGUAGUUUUUUUUAACAUUUACUCAUAAAUAAGUGUCAUAUACGAAUAAUUUACUUCAAAACAAUUUUUGCAUUUCCUAAUUUGAUAUUAAUAGUGAAUAAUGAUUUGUGUAUAAAUAGUUUUAAAAAUUUUUUUUUUAUGUAAACAAAAGAUAUGGAAGUGCCUGAACAAUCAAAUACUACUGUUAAUAAUGUUGCUAAUGAGACAGGUGGUAAUAAUUUUAUAAAUGAGCAACACAAUUCGACUGAGUAUGUUAUACCAUCAGCAAGAUUGCGUACUCAACAACAGCAACAAUUAUUAUUAGUAAGUAUAAAAAAUUACAACAAUGGAAUUUCAAAAACAAUUUAUCUUGGUAUUACUUGAAAAUGAUAAAUUAAGGGGUUUUAAUUCUUUUUCUUUUUAUAAGCUAUUUGAACUAUUUAUUUUUUUUAUUAUUUAUGUUUUUAAAAUUAAUUUUAUUUAAUUACUAAAUUUUUAAAAUAUUAAAAGUUGUAUUACAAAUACUUGUUUUAGACAAAUACUACUUUAGAAGAUUGCAGUGGUGAUGAUAGUAUUGUUCCAUGCACUCCAACAUUGUUUACACCUCGGCGAUUAGAUGGUGAGACUAUUAGUUCACCACAUGUACCUUCUAGCUUUCAAGCACCACAAUUUACAUUCAUUGGUGAAUCUCAAAUUUCCGGUAAUUUUAAAAAUAACUAUUUUUUUAUAACAUAUUCUGUAUUUGAAUUAUCCCAACCAAAUUUCCUAAAUAACAUUUUUGUCUCGUAUUUUGUAUCAUCCACCUUGUCCAACUUUCAUGUCCCUUAUUUCUUGAAUUUUAUAAUUUCAAUUUGAAAUGAAAAUACUAUAUUUUAUUUGCAAAAUAAAUUGAGAUUAAUUAUUACAAUUUUAAUUUUAUCUAUAUAUUUUAUUUAUUUUGAAAUACAAGUAUUGAAUAGUGGGCUCCACUAAGAGAACUUAUGUGGGAGCUCAGGAGUUCUUAUACUUAAAGCAGUUAAGCUAUUUAUUUAACAACAACAACAAAAAAAAAUAAAACUAAUCAUAAAGAUACAUUAUUUAAAUAAUACAAAUAAAUAGAGCGAUAAAAAAAGGAAAACUAAGCACACGAUAAUUUAAAAUUAUGUGAAGCUAUUUUUAAGAAUAAGAAAUACAAAUCACAUAAUUUAUAUUAACAAUUAACUAACAAAUUAACCACUUCUAUAAUGUAUCAUUAAAGUCUAAUAACCAAAGUAAAUUAUAUUUUAAAAUUGUGUAAAUGAAAAAUAUCCAAUAUCAGUAGGUAUUUUAUUAAAUAGCUUGGUGCCCAUUAUUAGAAUCAAGUUAAUCGCACAUAACUACGUGAUAUGAGAUUCAGUAAUAUCACUGAAGACAAAUUAUGAAGUUCUAAAUUUAAUUUUUUAAUUUGUCGUCAUGUAAUUUCCUUUAUUUGUAUUGGUGUGGGGAGGUACUUCAAGGAUUAUUUCAUCAAAUGCGAAAAACAGAAAAAUGUAUAAAAUAUAAUAAAUAUAAUCUUACAAUUUUUUUUUUCUGUGAACAACUUUUCUAUUAGCAAUUUUGCUCCAACUUUUAAUGAUAGCAAUGUAUCUAGAAAGACGUUUCGUUACUUUAGAGAGGUAAUUUUUUGAUUUUCUCAAUAGUUUUCCCAGUUAUUGUGAAAAACAUGGAAAAACUUAGGAAAACUGGGAAAAUCAGUACAACAUUAAACUAAUUUUAUUAUAGAAAAUAUAUAAAGCUUUUUUAAUUAUUUUAUUAUAAAAUCACAUAUAAAUUGUUGACAAAGCAUCACUAUCAAGUGAACUUCGCUCAGAAUUGUUUUUUCGUAAAUAAUGGUUAAUCAUUGCUUACAAAUAUACAUUAAAUUCCCAUCUAUAUCCUAACUUCCUAACUUCUCACCUAUACCUGUGGCUGCAUCUGUCCCCAAUAUCUUACCUAUCUUUUUUUAUAAAUUGUUUUAAAUAUUUUGUUAGAUGUAAAUGAAGAACUAUCAGAUCCAGAUGAUACUGAACUAAAUGAAGUUACAGUUCUUUCUGCUACCGAUGUUGUUUCUUGGAAUGCACAGAUUUCUAAAUUAUUUCUCGUUGGUGAAAUGCCAAAAGAAUUUUACGAGUUAUGGACUUUUUGUAAAAAACUAUGUCCUGCCCAUCCAGAAGGUUUUUUACACUCUGUAUUUAGCAAUAAAUUAUUAUUAAAAAUAAUAAUAAUUUUUUUUAUCUAGAUGCAUUUUUACCAGUUGGAUUGAAAUUAGUUGGACCUUAUGACGUGUUAGCUGGACAUAUGAAUGCAUUUGAUCCUAAAUAUUUAGAAAAAGGUUUUUUACAUUGGCGUUAUUACUAUGAUCCUCCAGAGUUUCAAGUAAGUGAACUUUAUUAUGACCAAAAUUUAAUGUUAUUCAAAAAUAUAUCUCGUUUGUUAUGAAUAAAUAGUUCCUUUUUAAAUAUUCUUAGUGAAGUUUAUUGUCUCCAAAGAAGAUUUUUGUUAAAUAUUGUAUGAUGCGUUAAAAUUUAUUAUUUAAUAUUAUUGUAUUGACUAUGAAAAUUCAAUACUAAUAAUUCUCAAAAUUUAAUUACUUUAUGAUACCAAUCUAUAAUAAUUUGCUUUAAAUAAAUGUUCUUUCAUGAGUGCUUAGAGCAGACCAAUUAAGUAACACAACUUUAUUAUGUAAACUCUGGAAAAAUAAUUGAGGCUAUUUUAAAAAUUAACUUACAAUGAAUAAUGAUGAUAAUCAGAGCUCGAGACUAUGCAUUUAAAAUCCACAGAAAAAAGCAUAAAAAUAUCUAAAGUUCUAAAAUAAUAUAUAUAAAAAGCGAAAAUCACUGGGUUCAGAGGGGUUUAAAAUUUCCACCACCGUCCACCAUAACUAUAAGAUGCAAUUUUUUAACACUAUAAAAACACACAGUAUUUUAUAACUACAAUUUUUUUUUCAAACUUAUGUUUAUCAUUUUUGUAGUAUUUGAAAAUUGUAUUUUAAAAGUUAGAGCUCUUAGUGGAGGAACUUUUUAAAACAUAUUUUAAUUAAUACUAUAAUUUGUUUGUUUUUUUUAAGUUCCUUAUCAAGGCUCUUUUGAUGUUUUUGAUCCCUUUUUUGUGGAUUUUAAGUGCAUAAAGUUCCAAGCCCUGAUGAUGAUUUAUACUACUCGCUAAAAAGUAAAUUCAUAUGGGCGUGUAUGGUCCAAAGAUAAUGCAUUGUUUAAGAAUGUGCAUUUAUCCUAUAUAUAUUUAUGCGUUAUUUAAACCCAUAAUCGUACAUCUAAAACAAUCUAUUUAUUUAGUGUUUAUUUUCUGGUAAUAAAAUAAAAUUUGACUCAUAUAAGUCUAAAUAGUUAUCUAUAUUUUUAUAUAUAUGAUGUUCAGGUAAAUGUUUCAAUAACUUUUUAGAAAGUUAGGUUUAAAUAUAUCUAUUACUUUAUAAUAAUGUUUAUUUUUUUUCCAGACAAUUAUAGCAAGUACUAAUUCUCAAUUUCAUAUUGGUUACUAUAGAGAUCAACCAUUAGAAGAUCCAGUUUAUAUUGUUUCUAAUGAUCCAGAAAAAAACUGUAUAAUUGAAUCAUUAGGUCUAAGUGUUUUUUCUGUACUACGGUAAAUUUUUAGAUUAAAAUAAAAUUUAAUUCUUAUUAUUCAAGUACUUUUAUUUUAAAUGUUUUUUUUAGAAAGUAUUUUGAUAAAUUCAAAGAAGAUGUUGCACUUUCAAUUAGUAAAAAAUUGAUUUCAGUAGAAACUCGAGGACUUUUAAACAUUUUAAAAGGUCGAAAAGUAAAACCAGUGGCAAAAACAUUUCACCGAUUUGGAGUUGUUGUUCCAUAUGAUAAAAAGACUGAUGUUGGUUAUCGACCUUUAUCAGAAUCUGAAAGUAUGUUGUUUAGAAAUUGUAUUAUUGUUAUUAUCUUACAUUAUUAUUUAUUUAGGAACUUUACAAAGAAUUUUAAAAUCUUACCGUGAAGCAAAUGAAAGUAAAAAAUUUGACAAAAGGGAUAAAUUACAGACUAUUAUAAAUUAUGCUAAUAUAGCUUGUGAUGAAUGUGACUUUGGUACAGGACUUGAGUUAGGCAUUGAUAUUUUUUGUGAUGGAAAUCCUGAACUUCAUGGUAUCUGUAAACAACUCUUGGUUACUGUUUACAAUUUGCUCAGAAGACCUCAAUUUGGAACUAUAAUUAAGGUAAUUAUAAUUAUACAAUAAUAAAUUCUAUUUAAAUUAUUAUUCAGAAAUUAGUCAACUACAAUUUCCACUUAUUGUGCAUUAUCAAUUAAUAUUCCAAUUAAAUUAUGUAUUCAUUUUAUAUUAGAUAUUACAUCAUGUAGAUUUAUCUUUUAUAUGUAUUACAAUCCUAUAGUUAGAUGUGUUACCAAAACAGCCGAGCAUCUGCGACAUAAACUAGAUAUUGAUAAAAUGUAUGUAUCAAUGGUCAUUAAUGGUCUUACUUGGAUAUUGGCUGUAACUAAAAUAGUUUUUUUUUUCCCAACAUCUUAUUAUAAAUCUUAAUUUUUUGAUUUAGUAAUUUUGUAUCCUUACCUUUUGGUUUUUUGAGCCAUUUUUAAUAUUUUUAAGGGUAAAAAUAUCUUGAUAUUUUUCAGAGCCACCUGGACAACAGAAGAAAAGGUUCAAAUAUGAGUAUACUGUAAAUCCUAUAUUACCAAUAAGUAUUUGUCAUAAAUUUUAUUUUUCCUAAUUUAAGAAAUACAUGGAAUGGUACUUCUUUUAAUAAAUCAUUCAUUUCAAAAUUAACCUAAAUUAAAUCUUAUAAAAUAAAAAUUACAAAUUUAUUUAUAGUUAUUAAUUAAUUUUAUACUGUUUGGAAAUAUAAUUCAUAAUGCAAUUAUUUAUAUUGAAAAAUGUAUUAUUACAUAAGUUAUAUGUAUUUUUUAACUAAACAAAUUAAAUCUAUCUAAUUUACACAAUAUCUAUACAGAAAAUAUUACUCCAGUGUUGUGUGUGUGGAUAUAAUAAUACAUCUAUACAAAAACUUUCUGAGGUUGAGUAAAUUUUAACAAUAUCAAAUAUUUUUAGUAUAAGUACCACAAAUUAAGAUCAUUAGGCAUCAAUUAGUCAUCUUUAUUAAUAAAAGAUUAAGACACACAAGCUUGUAGAGCUUGUGUAAUUAUUACUGCAUUCUGAAUAAGAAACUAGUAGAGUAUGUGCAUAUAAAACAUAAAAACCCAUGCUAAAUACACCCCAAUAUUCCAUAAUACAGAACAUGAGCAGUCCUAUGGAAAACUAUUAAUCAAAAUACAUAAAAGCAUAAUUUAUUUUACUUUUGUGCAUUUCAAAAUUUAACAUUUCCCUUUGAAAAAUUUGGAGUUUGUUAAAGUAAAGUGUAAUUAUUGAUCUUUCAAGUAGUUUUAAUAAUAAUUAGGAAAAAACGUGCAAAGUAUGUUUGUCUAUUUUUAUUUAUAAUUUAAAUAUAAAAUUUUGAUGAAAAUUGUAAAUAUUACAUACUUAAAAUAUAUAACUGAGCUUUACUCUGAAACGUUUUUCAUUAAUCAUUAGCAAUAAUCAAU
Messenger RNA from Cinara cedri, 7583 nucleotides. Lineage: Eukaryota; Metazoa; Arthropoda; Insecta; Hemiptera; Aphididae. The record is from the annotation of a GenBank genome assembly.